This is a messenger RNA of Brassica napus (rape), 624 nucleotides long. RefSeq names its product G-type lectin S-receptor-like serine/threonine-protein kinase CES101. NCBI's taxonomy places the organism in Eukaryota, Viridiplantae, Streptophyta, Magnoliopsida, Brassicales, Brassicaceae. The transcript is spliced from 4 exons. Bases 1 to 624 code for a protein of 207 amino acids. Gene Ontology annotation, molecular function: protein kinase activity; ATP binding. Gene Ontology annotation, biological process: protein phosphorylation. The record is from RefSeq and is a predicted model, not a curated record.
AUGUGUCCUGAGUACUUCAGAGAAGGGCUAUUCUCGGCUAAAUCAGAUGUGUUCAGCUUCGGUGUUCUGAUGCUUGAAAUAAUUUGUGGAAGGAAGAACAAUAGCUUCCACCGUGACUCAGAAGGACCUCUCAAUCUCAUAGUUCAUGUGUGGAAUCUGUUUAAAGAGAACAGAGUUGGCGAGGUGAUAGAUUCUUCUUUGGGAGAUUCUGCAGUUGAGAACCCUCAAGUGUUGAGAUGCUUUCAAGUUGCUCUCUUGUGUGUACAAGAAAAGCCAGAAGACAGACCAAGUAUGUUAGAUGUUGUGUCCAUGAUAUACGGAGACGGAAACAAUGCUCUUUCUUUGCCUAAAGAGCCAGCUUUCUAUGAUGGUCCCCGGAGAAGCUCACCAGAUACAGAGGUUGAGCAACCAGAAACGGAAAAUGCAUCAGUAAAUAGAGUUUCCAUCACGGUGAUGGAAGCAAGUGCCACUUCGGCUAAAUCAAGAACUAUUGUCACCGCAGCUCAUUCAUUUCUAUCCACGGAGCGUGCGGAGAAGAGAAAAGAAAAGAGUUCCAUACAGCCUCCUCUAACUCGAGCAAAGUCGCCAAAACUAGGGAGGAUAAACCAAAACAAGGGACCGUGA